UCUUUUCAAAGGCGGGCUGCAGGCGUGGCAGCACGAACUAUGCGGGCGGGGUGUGUCUUGCAGAUUAGAGUGGCGACACACGGGUACCUUUUACACCUGCUCGACAAGGCUGAGGUGCCACGACUACCGGCUUUGAGCCCCCUUCACAGCAGCACGAUGAGUCUGCCCGACCACAGAGCCCCUGGGAAGCAAUUGACCGCUUAUUCACAGAUGAACUCCCCUGUUGUAAAUCUGAAUGUUGGUGGCCAGAUGUACAGCACAACACUUAACACCCUGCGAAAGUAUCCAGGAUCUAAGCUUGCUGAAAUGUUCAGUGGACAGCCCAAGCUGCGGGUGGAUACAGAAGGGCGUUACUUCAUCGAUCGAGAUGGCACCCAUUUCAAGGACAUCUUGGAGUUCUUGCGCAGUCAGACCCUUCCUACUAAAUGUAUUCAGGAAAUUUACAAAGAGGCUGUCUUCUUUGACAUUGAACCUUUGAUCAAACAAUUGGAGGACUCCCCAAAAUUAUUUGGAGAGGUAGUGGGGAGACAACAGUUUCUAGCACGUGUACCCAACUACCGUGAGAACAUUGAGGUCAUGAUUAGGAUCGCUCGUGCAGAGGCCGUAGCUGCUCGACAGUCUGGCGUCAUUGUCUGUGUCCUCAGAACUGAGGAGGAUUCCUCUCGCUACAAUGAUGCUAUCAACAGCUUGGAUGCAGACAGGGAAUCUGUGGUCCGAUUUGGACCCUGGAAAGCUUCUCCAACUAUUACUGACUUGCUUGACUGCGUAAAAAUGGACAUUGAAGGCAAAGGCUACAGUGUUACAUAUCAACCCCAUGGGACUGACAAAGGAUUUCGGUUCAAGACUUAUGAUUUUUUUUAUAAAUUUACAUUUAACUGGUGGUGAGCAAGAAAAAAAAUUAUAUAUUUUCAAAUGAUAGCUAUGCACCAAACCCCAAUGAGCCAUCUUGGUAUUUUUAAUGGCAAGGAAAGUAAACCACAACUGUUUUUUUUAUUGUUGAACAUUGUUUUCCAGAGUCUAGUAUUAUGGAGUUUUCAUUUCGUGAAAGAAUUUACCCAUUUUUUCUUCCCCUCUCUUGCCUUUUUAUUGUUACAUUUGCAAUGAAAAUAAUGGAAGGAAAUUACUUUUAUACUCUUAAUGCUGCCUUGAUUAUGUAAUGUUAAAAAAAAAAAAAAAAAAAAAUACGUAGUAUGUGAAAAUGAAGGCCUGUUUUUCUAAGUAGUGCUGAUGGUAUAUCUUGGUAUAUUUUAUAUAUGAAAGCUUUCUUUUACUGUGCUUUACAUAUUCUUUUGUUUCUAUCUUAUGCACAGAUAGGGAAUCCUUUAGUCUCUGUUUUUUGUGUUCAUUAUCCAAUGUUGUUGGCAAAUAUCUUACAGUAAAAACAUGCUUACUUUAUGCUGGUUUAUGUUUGGAAGUCCUCUGGCUAAGCAUAGUUCACUUUUGUUACCCACAUUGAUAAUGUUUUGCAUAGCCCCAGUCUCUUAUGCAGGACAUUUUAAUAUCUGCAUAUUUAAGGAGUACAGCAUGCAAGUGCCCCUGUGGUACUACUAGGAAAGUUGCAGCAGUGAGACUCUUUUGAUCAAGUAAUGAGUAAGAUUUUGACAGGAAGUCUGACACUUGUUCACUCUGAAAAUGGAUGUGCAUAUAUGUGUGAAUGAGCUUUUUUGGAAAAUGCUUGACAAAUGAUUGUUGGUUCAAUUGACUUUCUUACAUACUGUGAAAUAGUAUCAAUUUAUUUUAUAUAUCUCAAGGUGUGCUGUAGGCAUUGUUUGAACUUUCAGAAUUGUCCUGGUGGCUUUUGUGAGUUUGCAGUAGAAUUGUACUACCUUAUAUGCUUAAUCUUUUUAAAAUUAUUUCAGUUGCACUGUUUGCAUGUGGACCUCAGCAGCACCAUAAUAAAUUCCAUACUUAAAUACACAGUACAUAUUUGCUAAACAUUUACAAUCAUUUGGUGUUAGAUUUCUGCUGCUGUUCUACUCUGCUUUAUGUGAUGAAGGUCUAUAAAUAUGGUGAUGUGGUGGUCCGAUGAAUUCCCCUCUUGCCUCACAAAUCCCAUUUCCUGUGUUGAGUCCAAUGCUCACACAUCUUUCUAUGCGAGAGUUUAUCUAAUAAUUCUGGUUUUCUUCACACAUUCCCAAAGACAUUUAGGUUAGGUGAAUUGGUCAAUUUAAAUUGGUCCUAUAUGAGUUUUCAGGAGUGCAAGUGGUCCCUGCAGUAAACCUGCACUGGUUUAGACUGUUUCAAGCCUUGCAUCCAUUGCUGGUAGGAUGGGCUUUGGUCCCAAUGACCCAGAAUUGCUUUAAAUUGGUUUGAGAAUGUUUGUUAUUUAGGCAUUUGUAUGUAUUUAUAUAAUAUCCAUAGAUAUACAUUACAGGUUUGCCUGAAUUACAAAUGGCUGCUUUAUGAAAAUUUGGAUAUACUAAAAGUCAUUUAGUACCCUUUUCUGUUGUACCAAGUUUCUUUUCUUUUUAUAAAAGACUUAGUCUGGAAUGAUUUUUGAACACGUGCCAUUUGUGCUAGUUCCUGAUCACAUUUGCAGUCAUUAUUACAGCUAAUCUCAGAGAAUGUGUCACGUACAAAAUUUGAAAGAAGGAUAAUUUAAAGAAGUGUGAAAGUUUUGUAUGAAACAUGUAUGUGAAAUGUUUUCUGUGUCUUUGACAAUCUUCAUGUUUAUUAGGAUGAACAGCACAAUUUUGAAAGAGCAUUUAAUUUUUCUUUGAUGCUAUAGAACAUUAUAAGCAGCAGAAUGAGAGAGUGUAAAGGAAGCAAGUUAGCAUGUUAUUGAAUUUUCAUCCACUUCCACUUUCUUUAUUUUCCUGUUUCUUUCAAAUCUCAUCUGUUAUAUUGAUGGUCCCUGCAUUAUGGAUGUGGAAAAGCCCCCUUUCCUAUGUGCCGUUCUCCAUGAUCUCCAAAACCUGGGUCACCAACCUACAACCGACUGUUGUCCUCCUCACCCUAUACUUUUAAUUGAAUUUGUGGUGUUCUAUUGUUUAACAUUAAUGUUUGUUCUUUUUAAAUCUAAUGUUGCAUAAGUUGUGGACUAUACCAACAAAUGACCAUAAUAAGCAAGUAUACAGUAACUAAUGAAACAUAUCGUUUUUAGGUAUUUUGAUUACUGUUAUUUAGAAUUAACUAUCGAUUUUCUUGUAUUCUUGGUGUUGUUUUGAAAAAAAGUAUGGGUCAUUUUUUCAGGUCCAGAGAAGCUGUACAAUUUUUUAUGAUUAUAUUAAUGGCAAUUUGUGUUCAUCUAUUCAUUCAUCCAUUUUCUAAACCCACUUAUCCAUAACAGGGUUUUGUAGAAGCUGGAGAUUAUUCAUUAUGUGUUAUGUGAAGAUCCACGGCUCACCCUCAUCCAUUGGUCAAAAGUCUUAUCAGUUUAAAAGCUCAGUAGUAUGAAAAUGUGUUUCCUGUUAUUGGUGUGCACUGAUUUUUCUGGUAGUAUAUAUUUAACAAUAUUUAAGCAAAAAAGGAAUGGGGUAAGUAACAUAUAAAAAUAUUUUUGGGUGGAUUGCUUCUUUAGUAUGAUGUAUGUUAAAUUAGUAUUUGCAUUAGUGCAGUAUUUAUUACGUUGUGUUUUAAAGUAAGGAAAUGCCUGUGGACUGUGUGUGAAAGACAGUUAGCAUUCUAACUGAUUCCUUUCUACUAGCUUUUUUUUUCAUAUACAACAGCUAAUAUGAUGUUAAGGUUGAUAAUUGCCGUCUAAAAGAUUUAUACAAUUUCUAAAAUUAAGUGGUACUUUCACUACAAAUUCAAACAAACUAGAAAGUUGCAGGCUGCUUUACAGUUCCCAACAGCUUGAUAAAACUUAACACACUACAUACAAUACCAAACAAAAGCCCAGUGGAAUGAAGCCUCACCAAUGAAUUGAUUCCUACACUGUGUUGCCAAGAAAGGGUCUAAUCACAUGUGAAUCUGUAUUUGGAUCUAGUGGGUUUAGAAAAUGGAUGAGUAUGAAAGAGUAAAUACUUGUAUUAUUUGUAAUCUUGCAACAUGUAUAUUUUUUUUGGUUAUGGAGAUAUUAUAUAAUGUUCUAUGCACAUCCUUCAUAAAACUGUUGUAUCAAAUGCACAGCCAUGGAAACAUUUCAAGUUAGAAACUCAUUUCUUUAUAAUUUCAACAGUCUGAUCACAGCAAAUAAAAAAUAAUGCAUGUGUAAG
Molecule: messenger RNA, 4157 nt
Organism: Erpetoichthys calabaricus (reedfish)
Lineage: Eukaryota; Metazoa; Chordata; Cladistia; Polypteriformes; Polypteridae
Gene: kctd14
Product: potassium channel tetramerization domain containing 14
Exons: 2
Coding region: 40-885 (281 amino acids)
Biological process (GO): protein homooligomerization
Molecular function (GO): protein binding
Source: RefSeq, a predicted model, not a curated record